This is a messenger RNA of Menidia menidia (Atlantic silverside), 4538 nucleotides long. NCBI's taxonomy places the organism in Eukaryota, Metazoa, Chordata, Actinopteri, Atheriniformes, Atherinopsidae. The record is from the annotation of a GenBank genome assembly.
UUAACGUCUGGGUGGCCAGUGCUUGAAGCCCGCGGUUUACAAAAUAACAAUACGGGAUGAAGAUAAAUAAUCAUAAUAAAGUCUCACUUUAAUUUAGACCGGCCUGAAUGGAUAUCGACGGUGUGCUAAAAUCACGGCAACGAAGUGAGAUUAGAAUGUUUCAUUAAAAACCGUCAAAAAAAGCUGUUUUAGUUGGAGACAACCGAGCGGGUUUGUUUGUCGUAGCAUUAGCAGCAGAGUUAGCAAUCAGUAGGCUAGGCUAGGCAAACAAUGCACGGGAGGCAUCGUCACCUUGUUACCUUGUCAACUCCCGUCAACUGAAACUGCCUUGCCUGGCUAUCCUUGCAAGAGACACAGGCUGCCCACCGACUUAAGGAAUCAUCUCCAGGUGAUAAAAAGCAAUGUCGCUGACAACUGAAGUUCGAUUUGUUGCCGACCAGAGCAUGAGAGAUAAAAGACAGACUAUUUGUGUUGCUCCUAACCUCUCUUCUGGUUACGUGGAUGAUGAAUUUGACCUGAAUAAUUCUUACCCGUGUUCUCGGAGGCCCACGUACAAGAGGAGCCUGCAGCGUCGUCAUUAUCCAGGUUUCAUAGCAGGCUUAGAUGUUUGUACUUCCAUGGCGGAAAGAAAUGAUCUGCUUUCAAGCGUUCUUCCUGGAUCCCAAGCUUCUGCAGUAUCCUUGCCACACCCAGCAACUGCAUCAGAAACAGAGGAGAGACUUUUUACCCACCUUACCUCUGGAGGUUUUGCCCUACCUGGACGCCUGUCUUCUCUUAACCCUAACAAGGCCAUUCUUACUCUUUCCCAUAAAACCAGAGAGGUUUUGUCAGCAAAUGAACAGGCAAGCAAACUAUUUGAGUGCUCUAAUGAGGAGUUAAUUGGGAAAAAGCUGUCUUCUAUCUUAAAGAAAACCAGUCAAGUCCUGGGAGAAGCAUUAGAGGAAGAUUUUCCACUUCCAGAUGGAACUGUUGUGGCUUUAUCUGGAAAAGUGGUUGAUGCUGUGACGUUAUCUGGAGAGGUGCCGGUUUCGGUGUGUACCCGCAGACAGUCACAAAAUGAAGAGCACUUGCUUGUCAUGAUGGAAAGUGUGGAGAGGGUUUCAGCCUUUUUGUCCUUUUCACAAGAUGGCUGUAUCUUAACCUGUGACCAGGCAUUUGCACAUCUUCACGGAUACCACCACCCUGAGGAUUUAAAAGGAAUGUCUGUUAAAGAGCUAAUUCCAUCUUUACAAAUCCCCCGCUCCAGUCAUGCCUUGCCCAAAAUGCUGAGGGUUCAGAGAGUGUCCGGGAAAAGCAGAGGAGGUGCAUGUGUCCCACUCUGUGUGAAACUUCAGGGUGCUGCACUGUGUGGAAAAGCCCUGCACCAGAAUGGGAAGUGUGGUAGCCCCACAGAAGAAGAGCUAAAACUUUCAAAUGGGGAACAAAAGAAACCUGUGGGGAAGACACAAACUUCACAAAAGGAGUGCUGUCCACAGCCUGAGGAGCAGUCAUCAGGUGUUUACGUGGAAGUGGACAGCUUCAUUUUGUCCCCCAAGACAGCUCUGGAGUACUCAGGAACAGUUUGGGUGUUUGCUCCCAUGAGCGGCCUUCUUAUGCUUCAUCCUGAUGGUUCAAUUUUCAGCAUCCAUGACCAUCUGGCCCUCAGUCUGUUUGGGUACAGCAAAGAUGAGCUGCGAGGAAAGAGUGUCACUUUCCUGAUGCCUGGUUUCUACCAGUGGAUGUCUGACUCAGACAGAAAGGCUGGCCUUCUCACUUCUUCCCAUGUAGAGGUCGGCAAGGGUCCAGUGUCAUCUAAAAUAUCAGGAAAAUCUGAACCUUCCUCCCUGGUGGCUGGAGACAUGGCAACUGUACAGCAGGCUGUCCAGGGAAGGACUUCAACAGGAAGGGGUAAGAUCUUUACCGGAACCACCGCAAGGCUGGAUAAAGUAGGCAGUGCUCUGUCCACCCUCUCUCCUCCUGCCGUCAGCUCCACACGCGUCAUUAUAAGCAAUGAUACUACAGAACUGAUGGAGGAAGCAGCGCGAGUAGCGCCCUACUGUGGCCAGCUGGACGGUGUGGACACAACAGAGGCGCUCCUCCAGACGUUUGCCUGGGUGGAACCUCCAGAUGAAGACAUCUGCUCGCUGGCUCCCAGAGAAACACCGCCCCCUAACAGAGCAAAGCAGCUGAGUGAUGUGGCUCAGAAAAAGAAUGCAUCCUCUAUCGAUGUGAUUCCAGUUCAGAAUGGACAUGCUGUUGAGACAGGAGGAGGCAUCUGUGCUGAUUCAGGAAAAAACCAUCGCUCUUGUGCUUCUGUCCUUCAAAACUCAAGUUUUGAGGUCAUCUCACUUGACAGCAGAUCUUCUUCUGGCUUCUGUGAGAAAUUUGCUGGCAACGGUGGUUCCGGUCCAGCCCAGGCACAUGUAGCUGACUCAGCCAGCUUCUACCUGGACAUCAACAGCAAUGGAGAUCAGGUGACUCGGGCCAUGGCUGACCUGGAUCUGAGUGGUAGCCUGGAGCUGCUCAGUGGCGGAGGAUACAACGAGAACCAACACUCCAUGAUAUCUUGCGAUACAGCUGAGCUCCUGCGGACCCCCUCGCCGUGUGUGGUCGGGUCGGACCAGGAAGAAGGGUCUGCUGAGACUUCCUACACGGCCGUGGAGGUCAAAACCAAUCCAAGUGAGGAACCACAGAAGGAGCACCAUGAAGAACACCAGUGGGACAGUCUCUCUGCUAUUCACAAGGGAAAGAGCCAGGAGUGCUCUCUACAAGUGAACAGUGGGACUCAGUCACUGACAGACAUGCCUGCCACGUCCACACCGAAGAAACAGAAGAUUGUUGAGCACAAUCUGUCCUCUCACAGUCCACCGAUACGAGAGGGACGUGGCGAAGGCAGUGGAUACCACAGAGAUGGCACCAGAGUAGAUUUGCAGUGUGACGUCCACAUGACCAAAGACGCUGAUGGAAGCCUCAUGUUCUGUGUGUGGAUCAGCAGGUCUGGCCAGCAGGGGACAUUGUUGCAUACAGAUCGAUCAUUUAAUGAGCAGUCAGGAGUUAGUCUUGGGGAGAAAAGUGGUGAGGUCAGCCAAGGGGAAGGGCUUCACUCCACGGUGGACCUUGAGCAUUCUCGAGCCUGUGACGGACAGUUCAGGGAAGAGUAUCAGCCCCUCAAAGCUGUGGGUAAAGGAGCCUUUGGAUUUGUCUGGAAGGCCAUAAGACGCUGUGAUGGACAAGAGGUCAUAGUGAAAUUCAUUAGCAAGGCCAGAAUAGUGAGUGACUGCUGGGUAGAUGACCCCAUGCUCGGAAAAGUGAGCCAAGAGAUUGCCAUACUGACUCGAGUCCAGCACCAUAACAUUGUCAAGGUGGUGGAGGUGUUUGAGAAUGGGAGUUACUUCCAGAUGGUGAUGGAGAAACAUGGGGAUGGUUUGGACCUUUUUGAAUUCAUAGACAUGCAGCCAAGGCUGGAUGAGCCCCUAGCAAGCUACCUCUUCAGACAGCUCGUGGCAGCUGUAUUCUAUCUGAGGACCAAGAACAUAAUUCACAGGGACAUAAAAGAUGAAAACAUCAUCAUUGACAAGUGCUUUCAUAUUCGACUGAUAGAUUUCGGUUCCGCUGCAGUAUUGGCACCCGGGAAGCUAUUUUACAAUUUCUGCGGCACCCUAGAGUACUGUUCCCCAGAGGUGCUUCAGGGAAAUCCUUAUCGGGGUCCAGAGUUGGAGAUGUGGUCUCUGGGAGUUUUACUCUACACUCUGCUCUUCAGUGAAAACCCUUUCUGUGAUGUGGGUGAGAUCCUGGAAGCUAAACUAAAGCCCCCAUUUCCAUUGUCUCCAGAUUUGCAAGCUGUUUUGCGUGGGCUGCUCCAUCCUGAUCCAAAAAGGAGGAUGACGUUGGAUAGGCUGCUCUUGCAGUCCUGGAUCAGUCAGCCUAUUUCUUUGGUAGAGUACAGCUGGACUGAAGUGCUUCCUGGAUCGGAAAGCUUCUGCUCUCCACAGCAACCACAUCAAGGGUCCAGUCCUCUGGCAUACAUCCGGCCAGGCUUGUUCCUUGAUCAUGGAGAUGAGACUCUCCCCGAAGAAGAGGAGGAUGAGGAAGACGAGGAUGAGAGGCUGUCAAUGGUAGCACUAGAAACUGAGCUCCAGAAGUACUUGCAUGAAGAUUAAAGACAGAAUGUAAAGGGUGUAAAGCCUAAAAGUCCGUCCUACUUUUGGUCUGCAAUGUCUUCUGAUGAUGCAAGUAGCAAAAUAACAAAAGGGAAGCUUGUUUCAUACCAAGACAAACUAGUUUGAAGAAUCGACUCAGAGAAACGGAUGAAGCUAGAUGUCGUAUCACUUUACAGUUGUUGUUUUUUAAUAUAAUGUAUUUUAUGUAUGCAUAGGGAACACCUUUAGUUACAAAACAAUAAUGAUGCUCCCAGCUUUAAUAUCAAAAGCCUAAAUUACAACAUGGAGCUGUUUAAAGUGCCUUUUUUAUCAACCUAAUUUUAAUCUUUUAAGUUUUAUUUAAUGUAAGUAUAGUUGCAAUAUUUUAUAUAUUUAUUUUUAAAUGCAAUAAAUAUUUGA